This is a messenger RNA of Paramecium sonneborni, 1841 nucleotides long. The record is from the annotation of a GenBank genome assembly. Lineage: Eukaryota; Ciliophora; Oligohymenophorea; Peniculida; Parameciidae.
AUGAAUAUAGCAAGUCCAAGUUUUCAUAUGAAUUAAGAAAAUAAUCACUAAUUAAAUGAAAUAAGUUAAUGUCUUAAAUACACUGCUUAUAUAAUUGAUAAUAAUGUAUGUAAAUUAUUGAUAUAUAAUAUCAAUAGAUGAUUCUAACAUCCCCAUUACAUUAGACAUUAAGUAAUUAAACUGUAACAUUGGAUUAAGUACUUCCUGCUAGAUUAGAAAAGUAUUUUUACAAUAUUUACAUUAGUUAUAUGAUGGCUACUAUUGAAUAAGAUUAAAAUUUCCCACAAUAUAUUUCAAAUUUGUCAUUGCAAGAGAUUCUUAAUCAAAUUAGACAUGAUUAAAUACUUUAAUUUGCUAAACCUCUUGGUAUUGAUAUACAAAUAGUUUAAGCUUAGUGAUCUAACAAUAAGAGUAGAAAUAAUUCCAAAUUAUAAAUACAUAAUCCAAUAAACAAAUUGGAUUUCAAUAAGUAACAAACUUAUAUUAAAUAUAGAAAAAAACAGAUGGUUUGUUAUCUAAUUAAAUUUUUAAUAGUAAAAUUAAUAACACUAGAUCAAUUAGUCCAUAACCUAUGAGUACAAUUAUUCAUAAAACUUAAUCCAAUACAUAAUCAUAGAUUCCAAUCCUAUAAACUGAAUCAGGAUUUAUUAAUGAUUAAUUCAUGAACUUGAAUCCUAAUUUAUCAAGUAGUAAUAGUUUAUUAAAUGAUACACCUUAAAGUUAUUAAUAACAUUAAUUAAACAAAUGGACUGACAAAUCUAAAGAAAAGAUUCUAUUUCAAGAUAAUUUUAUGGUAGAAGAAGAAACAACUAAAUAACCUAAACCAAAUACUAUUAUAAUUAAGAAAAGUGAGGAUCCUUAAUUUUUUUAAUAAUUAAAAAAUGCUCGUGUUGCUUCACCAAAUUUAAAAUAAGUAAAAGGAUCAGGUUUAUCACCAGAACCUUAUAAUUAAAAUAAAUCUAAAUCUCCAGAUGUUUUAUAAGUAAAUUUACCAACUAAUUGUAAGAAAUGGGAAACAAAUUCAAAUAUUAAAUAAUUAUCAUAAUAAUCAUAAUAAUAACCUUAAAAUAAAUUACCUGAUCAUUUUAAAAAAUUAUUAACUGAUAGUAGUAAAAGAUAAAAUAUUAGCAAACCUUUUGAUUCAAAUAAUACUAAAUUUGCUCUUAUUUAAUCUAAUUCAAAUGCUCAUUUAAAAAAGACUAAAUAAACAAAAUAAUAAAUAAUUUAAGAUUCUUUAAAUGAUAAUUAAAUAAAGGUUGUUUAAAGUGAAAAAUAAUUCACUCCAAGAAUGAAUGAAUAAGAAUAUACAACUAAUUAAGACAUUUAGAUGAUGCUUAGUGAAUAAUAAUCAAUUCCUAAAAGUAGAAGUUAGAAUAAAAAAUAAGAUGAAAAAUUUAAUGAAUAUAUCUAUCAUUAGAAUUAAAAUUUUAAAGAUCAUUUUUCAUUUAAACCUUAAUUUGAAUAAAAAUAAUUUAAAUAAAUAGAGGUUAAGUAGGAAAUAACUCCAUAAAUUAUAUAAUAAUAAUUAGUUGAAUCAAAAUCUAUAAGAGGAAUAUCACCAUAAAAUAGAUCAAUUUAAUAAUAAUUUAAACAAUAAAAUAAUAUAAUUUAAUAACCUCCAAUACCUCCUAAUCAAUAAAAAGAACCUAUUUAAAUUAAAUUAGAUAUUAAAUAAUUUAUGAAUUCAAACAAAUUAAAAGAUUAAUAAGAGCGUACUCCAAGAUCUAUUAGUCCAAUUUAUAGUUAACGAUAAUAAUUAGGUAUUUAAAUUAAAAUUUCAUUUAGGGGUAACUAAUGAAAAUGGACGAUCUUAUUUUGUCAAUUUGAAUUUUUAGAAAUGA